AUUUGGUUGGGUAAGACCUGGUGCUUUCGCGCUGUGCUUUAUGAUAUCUCUGGGAAACUGAUCAGCAGGAAGCGGUAACCCAUGAUUCGCUCGAGUCGUAUGAACUGUCAGAUCACAUUAGCUAGAGGCAUUCCAUGCACUCCUGGUGGGAACGGAGAAGCCAUCUUCGCCGGCGGAGGAAAAGGCAAGAUCGGUGUUCCUCGUUGAGUGUGGAAAGAUCUGCGCGAGAGAAAGGUAUUCCACACGAACACAUGGAGUUCGGACCUUCCCUCGUAAUGAGCGGAUUCCAGACACGCUACUCAGCGGCUACAACUCGCGAUCAACCAGAGGUAAGUAGGCACGUCUGUGCGUAUUUGUAUGUACAGCGAAUGUGUUACAAUGUGAAUAUACGUACUACGCAAGCGCGCGUGCGAGCGCUGACCAAGGGAGAAUUAUCUGAGGAUUUCCCAAAAGGUCCCCGCCAUUCUCCAAUGGCGCCAUCUUCCCCUGUCUGUAUCACUGUAGCAGCACCUUUUUGUCAGCUGCAGACCCGCUUCACGGAAUUAAGCAGAGGCGAUUGCUACAGGGCGCGAAGACGGGCAAAUGCACCCCAGGCACUAUCACCACGUGUACAUGCAUCGCCUCAAAAAUACAUGAGACCCAGGUGCAUCAUCGAGCUCCAGAGGAAAAGUGGCACUCUGGGCGCGUGCCUGCGCCGGAUGUUUGUAUGCGGUGGAAACUUGACGGCAGUAGCGACACGUCCUUGUUAGAAAAACGCACAAAGCUAAUUCUCACUGAGACCUAAUAAUUUGUACUAUCGCAUUAAUCUCAUGCCUAAGUAAGAGGCUGAACGACAAGAAAGGGGAAGAGAAUUAAACAAAAACGACAGCAUUCAGGAUUCC
Molecule: messenger RNA, 881 nt
Organism: Cantharellus anzutake
Lineage: Eukaryota; Fungi; Basidiomycota; Agaricomycetes; Cantharellales; Hydnaceae
Exons: 2
Coding region: 135-749 (204 amino acids)
Source: RefSeq, a predicted model, not a curated record